Messenger RNA from Trypanosoma theileri, 2268 nucleotides. RefSeq names its product putative protein HID1 isoform 1. Gene Ontology annotation, cellular component: Golgi medial cisterna; membrane; Golgi trans cisterna. NCBI's taxonomy places the organism in Eukaryota, Euglenozoa, Kinetoplastea, Trypanosomatida, Trypanosomatidae. The record is from RefSeq and is a predicted model, not a curated record. The coding region runs from base 1 to 2268 and encodes 755 amino acids. The transcript has a single exon.
AUGGGAACGUCUAGUUCAACACUGGAUGUAGGGAAGGCGUUACAUUCCCUCCUUGAGGAUGAUGUAAUAGACAACAAGGUCUUUUCCUUAUUGCUAGAAACCAGUCUUUCUAACACAGAAUUAGAACGUGGAGUUCCAUUUUCUGAUUUAAGAACUAUGAGACACUUUUAUACAAAGAACUUUGCAAUGUUAUUAUUUAAAUGUAUAGAAGUUAUAGCAAACGUUGUGGCUAUUCAUCAAGAAUCAAAAGAAAUUACUUCAGUUAUGGCAGAAAGACUUCAAAAUGCCAUUCGUUUACUAAGACGAAUACUUCCUAUUGCCAUGGAAAGCGGAAAUACGGUAUCUACAGAAGAAUUGGAGGAUUCCGAUAAGAAAACUGUUCCUAUUCAACAACCGGAAGAGAAUAAAGAAGAAGAAACUUCUACUGAUAGAGUAAAAAAGAGAAAAGUACGAACACGUUUUACGAGUACAUUUGUGCAUUCAUUUUUUGUUGAAAAUCUCGCAUGUGAUGAUAACACUCCAUUACAAGUACUACCACAACUUCCCCUUGCAAAUCCUAAUAUGCCUAUUGCUAAAAUUCUAGGUCGAUUAUUAGUAGAUUGCUGUUUUAUUAGAGGUUUAACAUUGCCUACUGAAUCUACUACUACAAGACCUAGUAAAACUCACCCAUUUGUUGAUGAAUCACUUCUUUGGUAUACUGGAGUAGGUGGAGGAAGUACCACUAUGAGUGUAAAUGCUACAUCACACACUUUACGUUAUGAACUUCUUUUUACACUUACUGUAUUUCUCUCAUAUCCGUUACAUUUUACUAGUGGGGAAAGAGAUACUAUAUUUACUGAACCAUUAAUUAACGUAAAUGAUACACCACUUUUACCAACAUUAGUUGCAUCUGCUUUAAAUGCAUUACUUUCUUACGUACCCUUUGGUCUUCUCCCGUAUUCAAGUCACUGGGUGGGACCAGAGGAAUUGGUAGUUCAGAUGAGUGCCCGUUUCUUAUGUGUUGUGAUUUGUUAUCCAGGAGCUCCAUUACGUGAUGACUCGCAAAACUCCCAUACCUUUCUGACUAAUGAAACUAGUGACAAUAGAGAAGAGAAGAAAAAAAUAGUUAAUGAAGAAAAUAAUGAAGUAAGAAAAGAAUCUGAUGUAUUACCACGUAUUCAAGUAGUACAUAGUGGAAGGGAACUUAUUCAUUCAAUUACUGCUGAGGAAGCUCGAGAUAUUGUAGUUCGUCUACAACCCAUUAUUAGUUUAAAGUUAUAUUCAAAUAGAACAUAUUUUCCUGAAUCUCAACGUUCCUUUACAGUACAAAAUGAAUUUAUGAUGUUACUUUGGAGAUUAAUUGAUUUAUCUCCUGAGUGUGUUUUGGCUUUUGGACAGGAAAAGGAGGUAUUAGGGUAUAUUUUACCUCUCGUAGAUUACGCUAUUGAUGCAAGACGUAAUCCACAAUAUUUUCCUCAUCUUCAACUCGUUCUAUUUGUUUUGCUUCGUCUUAGUGGAGCUAGAACUUUUUGUUUACAAUGUAAUACCACAUUUCGUGAGUACAUUCCUUUUGAGUUUGAUUCAUUUGUAGGAUCAUAUAAUGAUCUUAUUAUUAUUAUGUUAUGUUCUUUUUUAUUGAUGAACCAUGAAAUGAUACGUCCUCUUCACGCCACUUGUAGUGCCAUUAUAUCGAAUCUUGCACCUUUUGUUACCACUAUUAGUCCUAUCACUUCAAGUAAACUGAGUGAUGUAUUUACUUCUGUUGCGACGAGAUGUCUCGCCUAUGAGGUCCAAUCAACAGUUAUAGAAAAUCCAGUUAAUACUGCAGAUGUGAUAACGGAUCAAGUGGUAAUGUUAAAUAUUGUUGAGGCGGUUGCUAGUAUAUUACAAUAUCAUGAAUUAGCGGCUAAACCUUUACUAGCUUCAUUUAUGGAAAGAAAAAGUUUAGUAACUGCCGUUUCGGAUGUAUUCUUGACAUCUAAACAUGAUCACUUUCGUAUUCCUCUCUCCUCACCAUUUUUGAUCACAACUAUCAGUGCGGCUAUUACGGCGGUAGAGGCCACUAUUAAAAAGGUACAAACAACAGAAGAAGAUUUAGUUGCGGCUAUUGAUAGUAUUACUUUAGUGGGUGCUCUACCAACUCCACACCGUAUUGUGGUGAAACGUCUUAACUCCACAUGGCAAAUUGAGCGAUGGGCAAUAGAAACGAAUUGGUCAUCACUCUAUUCAUAUACAGCUCCUGGCACAUUUGGAGAUAAAUAUUCAAUAAAAAUGUUGCGAUUUGCCUAA